Molecule: messenger RNA, 3375 nt
Organism: Zophobas morio
Lineage: Eukaryota; Metazoa; Arthropoda; Insecta; Coleoptera; Tenebrionidae
Product: zinc finger protein 711-like
Exons: 2
Coding region: 103-1749 (548 amino acids)
Biological process (GO): positive regulation of transcription by RNA polymerase II
Cellular component (GO): nucleus
Source: RefSeq, a predicted model, not a curated record
UAUUAACAAAACGUCAAUGACGUCAGUUGACAUUAAGCGUCGAGUGAAUAACCUCAAGAUUUGUUUACGUUGAACUAAUUUCGACCCAACAUUCACAACAAAAUGGCGGCUCCACUUGGAACUAUACCCUCGUCAACACGAUUUCUGUAUGCAUUGGUGCCAACCCGAAUUCAAUUCGUCCCUAAAUCCAAGCAGGCAGCUACUUCAGGUCAGGUCAGGUCAAACAGUACGCAAAUAGCAAAAAUCAGACAAUACAAACGCACCGAAAUGCGUGAAAAGAAAAAAGUUGUAACAUUCAACAAAAAUGUCCCUGUGGAGGAAGAAAUUGAAAUAAAACGAAACUUUAGAUCUCGGAUGAAGUACGAAAUACACACAACUACGGACAAAAUGCAAACCCAUGACGCAAUUUUUUUGGGAGAGACGGGACGGGAAGCGGGAAAUAUAAUAAUGGUACAGUAUAGUAUACAAGAAGAACACAGUUACUCCUGUUGCAAUUAUGACCCAAAAAGUGAAACAGAUCGGGAAACACAAAUCGCCGAAGAGAAGACAAAGACGUGUGAACCCAAAGGUCAUGUAGAUCUGGAGAUACAACAACCUGGAAAGAAAACCAGAAGCCAGAAACACACGUGGUAUACCUGCCACACCUGCGAUUUUAAAACGAAAAUGGAAGAUUCGUUUCGCUUCCACGUCCAGAGCGGAAAUCACAAAGUCAUCGUAUACGCCGCAAAGAAAAAAGAAAAGUCAGCUACAAACACAAUCAACAGAAGAAAACAAGUUGAUGUAGUAGACAAUGAGGCGCCUCCAGAAAUCAAAAUGGAAAUAGUAGAAAACGAUCUACCAAGAAACGAAACCCACGAAACCACAAAAAUGCAAGAUUCCCUUCAAUUCUCCUCAUACGCCACAGAAACCGAAAUCAAACAAGAACCAUGUGAAGAUUGGGCCGAAGUUAACGUCCACGAAGACACCAAAGAGUGUAUACCACUCGACACAACUCCCCCCGACGACGUCCCCGACGCCAAAUUCAAAUGCCUCCACUGCAAAUACCAAACCGACUGGAAAAACAACAUGACCAAACACGUCGCCGCCCGCCACACCCCCUCCGACAAAAUCCAGUGGUUCCAUUGUGCCCACUGCUCCUACAAAGCCAAAGUCCGCGAAAAUCUCCUCAAACACUGGCAAUACGUACACAACAAAAGCCAGACGUUGAAGUGGCUAUACUGCGACAAGUGUUCCUACAAAGCUAAGGGGGCUAUCCUUCUCAAAAACCACGUUAUAACUUAUCAUACUAGACCCGACGAAAUCAAAUGGUGGGCUUGCGAUGAAUGUCCGUUUCGGGGUAAACUCAAGACUCAGUUGACUUGGCACAUGAAGACCAAACAUCGACCUGUGUGGCUUUGUUGCGACAAGUGUCAUUACAAAACUAUGGAAAAGAACUCGUUGUUGUCGCAUAUAAGGAUGCACGAUAAGAUUUUAAAGUGGUUCCGGUGUAAGCAGUGUCCGUACCAAUCGUUUCGGAUUCGGGAAAUGGAAGAACACAUUCGUGCGUUACAUGGGGUGGAAAAGUUUGAUUUUGAGCUCGCGGAACUGAGUUUUAGUCCGAAAGUUCCGACGAAGGUGGAAAGGGAUGCGUGUUUUGAAGGGGGUGAUAAUGGGGGGGUGAAGUGUAAAUUCUGUGAUUUUGUUACAGAUGCGGCGAGUGAGGUGGAGAGACAUAUUGGGGAAAGGCAUAAUUUGAUUACACUAGUGUAGGUUUCGCUGUAAAUAUUUGGAACUCAAAGCAUCAUAGUGAUAAUCACAAUUUGAUUAAAAUUGUGUUGACAAAUCUGCCAGUUAGGUAUUAAGAUGUCUUUAUUAUAUUUUAUUUUAUAUGAAUAAAUUUGUUGCAAUCGUGUGUAGUACCGUAUACUUCGUUGUGGUGGCGCUAAUAGACGACAACCGAAUGUCACCGAGCUCAUUGUUCGCAACCACAACAUUUUUUUUGGAUUAAUGCCAGUGGCGUACCACAAAAUUGUUACGCAUUCCUGUGAAUUUAAAUCCGGUUUUUUAUUAGUUUUAUUUGUGAUGUUCGAGUUUUCGUUAUUGACUUAUGAAUAUUUGUCAUUGGUAAUUGUUUGUUUUGGUUUUUUAAUGAAAUAAAAUAUUUUUUCUUUUAAUUGAUUGCCUUUUUACUGUCCGCCACUGUGGCUAACAAAAUUGUGAUAGUGAAUUCCUGAACCCUUAUUCUAAGACUAGAUGCGUUUGUUAUAUCUUUCCAUUACCAGAAAACAUACACGGUGUUGGAACUAAUUACUAACUCAAUCAGUAGUCAUUAAUUUGUUACCCCGAAACCUAACCUCACUUUUCGGAUGGCCAAAUGUCGCAACUGAAUGAAAAUUCCUCGUCGGCGCACAAAAGUGUCCUGCAGUCGGAAUACACGGAUUUCCAAGAUGCUUUCUUUAAACAGUUCGUUCGACCGUUUCAAAGAAUAUGUGGUCAAACCCCAACAAACGAAGUUGUGACAAAGAAACCCCAGGAAGCUACAGCCCCCAUACCACCACUCUUAAAAGAAGAAAAAAUUGAAAAAGUUGAUUUAACUUCAGAGGAAAUAAACACAGACCUUUUUCUCGAUUGGAGAGAUAACUGGCAGUACGUAGACCCUACACAAAACAACUUGGUGCGUCCGGAAAUAAAACUGGAAAGUGUGGAUUUAAAGGAAAAUAAACAUUGGGCCGACAUUGACAUAUCAGAAGAUGAAGUGGUGACGCGACCUGAACCCAGCAUCGAGGAUGAAAUAUGCAACUAUGUGUUGUAUAAACACACUUUGGAACCUGAUCCCGAAGCGAAUAAGGCAAGUGAAGCUUCAGCUUCACGCUCAUUUGAAAAUAUAGUAAAAAUUGAAAGUCCGAAGAAUGGGAAUUUCAAACGUGCAAUAAAUUCGCAAAAACUGGCAAAACCUGCAGUGCCAACAAAAAAAAGAUCCAAAGUCCUUCAGAAGAAAGUGAAAAUUGGUGGCGCAGAAAAUCAACAAGCUCAAAAUUAUGGGUAUGCAUUCGUCAAUUCAAGUGUACCAAUUUACGACUACGGCACAACUUAUCGCCAAACCUUUGAAGCAGUGACAGUUCCAAAUUUGAGCAAAAAUGGAUUAAAACAGAACGUUAGUCGAAAAAGGGCGCAAAUUAAUCAAGAACCACAAGUUUACGGGAUGUUACAUCCAAAUGGACAAAUUUAUGGUUAUGACACAGCUUCCUUAACACCUAGUGCUCCGAUGAACAGUGAAGACGCUUUGGUUAUUCAAAUCCCACAGUGUAUAGAAUCGAGUGGUUACGUUCCAGUUGCAGUUCACGCUGUAGGUGAUUAUAUAAUAACAACAUUAAAAAAUGAAUCCAUACUUUAGUA